AUGGUUUUGCUUUGCUCAAGCUUCAUAAAAGAAGGGGGGCAGGGGAAUCAAUCUGAUUUAAGUCAAGUGUCCCUUAAGCCUUUCCACAGCAAAAGAUGAAACUAUUUUUUUGUUUAGCAUAGACCUUUUCUUCCUAGAUUUUCUUAAGAGACAUUAUGUAGCUAAUAGCUUGAGCUGAUUAAUGCCUUAGUGUGUCUCCUACUGUGAAUACCAGUGAGGAUCAGCUUUCAUUUAAUUAGAUGAGGUAAAGCAGAGGGCUUGGAGGGAGACGGGUAGAUAUUUAUCAGAGGGAUGGAAGCUUACGGUUUCAAAUCCUUGCUGUCACAGAACCUUUCCCAGUGGGGAUCUGCAUGCAUACCAUGCCUUUCAUAUGCUGACUAGAGGCUUUUCACCUCUUCUCACCUGGGCACUGGGGCAGUCGUAGAGUAUGGAGGAAUUGCUAAGGGAAACCUUGGCCAAAGGGUGAGUUUGGAUGAAGUGUGACCAGAUGAACAAGAGUUUUCCUCUAAAGAGAGGAACUUCUUGUAGCUGUCCUUGGCUUCCAUAGUUUGUUCUGUUUUGUGUAAGUGAAAAGCAGUGUUUGUUGGAGUGAUGUGCACCAGGAAGAACACAGUGAACCUUUAAGGGAAGUGAGCUGUAGUGACAUCUGAUAGUACAGAUGAGAUGAAUACGCAAUUCUGUCCUGUUCAAAGCUCAAUUUAUUGUCAUGGGCCACAGUUUCUAAAAACAGCUUAAUUCAGUGGGGAAGUGCUUGAGUAUUAGGUUUAGGAUCUUGAUUCUCAGAGAUAAACAACACAGGCUUUCCUAUUGAUAUUAAAAACUGCUCGUAUUUAUGUAACAAAGGAUACUGCAUGCUAUUUUGGCAGUACAAACGGAAGGUGGUUUUCUUGGCCCAGAGGAGACAGACAUUUAGUAUUAUGGUAAGAGGUGUGUAUCAAGUUCAGGAAAGAGCUAAUAAUGGAAAAAACUCUGAUUAUUUUUUUAAUCCAGUUUUAGAAGAAUGAAACGUAGUCACCACUUGGUUGAUCUCUUAUUCGUAAUUCUUGCUUCUGUGUUCUGAUGUUUGGAGUUUUAUUUGAGCAAACAUGCAAUUACAAAAAAAAUUCUCGUAGAGCAGUCCAAUGUGUGUGAUGUUCAGAAAAUGUUUAAAGCGGUGAGAUUUCAACAUCAUCAAAAUGUGUGAGGGGCAUGAUGGCGUAAAGGUUUUUCUCAGCUGUCCUGGAAGACUGAACUGUGUAGAAUCUGACCAGUGAGGUGGCUUUUUGACUAUGUAAGUCUGUUCUGUCACACACAAUUUGCAGAGCAUCUCUCUGGGAUUAGGGAGCAAUUGAUUGGGAGCGUCUCAGGGGCGCUUUGGGAGACUGCGGCGUGCUUCCUCGCCACUUUGGCUGGACUCGCGUGUCAGCCUGUGUUCGGGCAGGGCCAUGGGGCGCAGGGCAAUGCGCUGCUGCUGGAUUCGAGCCUUGUUCCCCAGCACGAUCUCUCGCCCCGCUGGCUUGGCCUUGGAGGCUAAGGGUGAGGCAGGGGCCUCCCUGUUCCCCGGGAGCGCCGGCUGCCCGCCGGGGCAGACCCCUUCUCCCGCCCCGGGGCGCGGCCGGGCCACGCAGCGAUGUCGCCGUGUGCCGGCUCCGCCGCUCGCUCUUACUCCUCGUUGUUCCCUUUUUCUCCUCGCUCCCUCCUGCCCUGGCCCCUCCUCCGGAGGGGGCCGGGGCGCUGCGGGUAGGCCCAGCUGCGGCGCCACUGGCCGGGCGGCGGGCGGAGGAGGGCCGCCUGCCCCACGCCGCUUCCUUAAGGCGCGGAGCGGGCGGCAGCGGCGCGGCCAGCGGCGGGGAGCGGCCGGUAGCGGCGAGAGCUGCAACCCUCGUAGCAGAGAUUCAAGUGGGAAACAGAGGGGGAAUCCAGAGACAAACCAGCGGGGGAAUUAGGAACUGUGACGCCGUGUCCUCUCUCCUGUGCCGGAGCAAGCAAAGGAAAGAGAGGUAGAGGAAAAAAGACUGAGCCUUGCAACCAACCGUCACCCUGACGAUGUGUCAGUCAAACACCCUGCAGGGACCAGAUCUGCACACAGGGAAAUGGUGAGAUGCUAUAAAGUUUUAUCUAACCCUCCACCCUCUUGCUACAACCUCCACAAAGUUAAAAUUCAUGUCCGGAGGCUGCGUUCAGGGAACGGCGGCAGCGGCAGCUGUGCCGGGGACCAGCACCCACAGCCGGAGAGGCCAGGCCCAGCUGGCUCUGCUGGUGGUACACCAAAUAGGAGAACUCGUUUCAGGUUGCAAUUUCCCCAGCUGGCCCUGAGGCGAAGGUUGGGCCAGCUAAGCUGUAUGUCUAGGCCUGCUCUGAAACUCCGUUCUUGGCCUCUGACUGUUCUCUAUUAUCUUCUGCCUUUUGGUGCUCUUAAACCCUUGACCAGAGUGGGAUGGAGGCCUGUGAGCAGGGUUGCUCUGUACAAAUCGGUACCAACUCGACUGCUCUCGCGAGCCUGGGGUCGCCUGAACCAGGUGGAGCUGCCUACAUGGCUCCGCAAGCCCGUUUACAGCCUGUACAUCUGGACAUUCGGAGUGAAUAUGAAGGAGGCAGCUGUUGAAGAUCUGCAUCACUAUAGAAACCUCAGCGAAUUCUUCCGCAGGAAGCUGAAGCCACAAGCGCGGCCAGUCUGCUGUGUGCACAGUGUGAUUAGUCCCUCUGAUGGAAAGAUCCUUAAUUUUGGACAGGUAAAAACCUGUGAAGUAGAGCAAGUAAAAGGGGUUACUUAUUCUCUGGAAUCUUUCCUGGGACCUCGCAUCUCCACAGAGCAACUGCAUUUUAGCCAGGCCCCAGCUGGUAACUCUUUUCAGCAACAACUAGUCACAAAGGAGGGGAAUGAGCUGUAUCACUGUGUAAUCUACCUUGCACCAGGGGAUUAUCACUGCUUCCACUCACCCACAGACUGGAGAGUGGCACACCGACGUCACUUCCCAGGCUCUCUGAUGUCGGUGAAUCCUGGAGUUGCCCGCUGGAUCAAGGAACUGUUCUGCCACAAUGAACGGGUUGUCCUUACAGGUGACUGGAAAUACGGCUUUUUCUCUUUAACAGCCGUGGGUGCCACAAAUGUGGGCUCUAUCCGCAUCUACUUUGACCAGGAUUUGCAUACCAACAGUCCAUGUUACUCUAAAGGUUCCUACAAUGACUUCAGCUUCAUAACCAACAACAACAAGGAGGGGAUCCCCAUGAGGAAGGGGGAACAUUUAGGGGAAUUUAACUUAGGCUCCACGAUCGUACUGAUCUUCGAGGCACCCAAGGACUUCAAAUUCCACCUCAAAGCCGGACAGAAGAUCCGCUUUGGAGAAGCGCUGGGCUCUCUAUAGAAACUCUCUCAGCAAGAAGGUUUUCUAUAGGAAGGAAUGCGUAGCACACCACUGAGUGUUUCACUGACAUAUGUAUCACUCAGCAGGACCUGGGUGAGGAACACAGAUGUCACUGCUGUGUUAAACUGGAGAGUACUGGGUCUACAUUUACAUGCUGCUGAAUGCAGAAAGAGACCUGAAUGACCAUAGACGUAUCAGGGACAGCUGCCUUGUAAAGAUGGUGACAGUGGACGGAGGUUUCUGUCCCACCCUGUGCCUGUAGUCUUUCAUGUUCUCCCCUCAAUGUGCCACAGGAUAAUUAUGUUGUUAAGGCAUCUUAAGUCCCUUUUAAGCCUUCCUAGGCUGUGCAGGUGCAAUGGGGAAGGGUGGAGGUGGAGAUUAGCUGAAUUUAAAGGGACAGGGACAGGCUGAGUCAGACCUUUACUAAAGAAUGUGUUCCUGUAUUUAUUUUGUUCUACAACACUCAAGCAGACGUUCCUGUAUAAAGGCAGCCUGUGAAUGCAUAGAUUGCCAGUUAAAGGGGCUAGUAUGGCUUCACAGCCCCAACUAAGCAAAAUGUACAACAGACAGCAUUCAUACAAUAAAUUACUCAUCCAGGUUUUCUACUGUUAGACAAUUUAAAUUUUUACCUGACAUUAUCCCUUUAAAAAUGGACUGCACUGUAUUUUAAACUUGACAACACUGUGUCUACAUUCCACAUGAUGAAACUGGUUAUCGAGGGAUUUUCUUUUAAAGAAGAAGAAAAAAAAAAAAAAAGGCAAAGCUGUGUCUCCUAUUCCUAACCCAUGGUUUCAUUUUGCUAUUCUGGCCUUAAAGAUUUUGUUUGUAUGAGAGACAGUUACUUCACCUCUUGAAUUAAGGGGUUAGAAGACAUAGGGGCUGGUUUUCUUCUGGGAUGCAAUGGGAUGGCAGCCAAAAUAGGUUUUUGCUUUCUGCUAUGUAUCUUCAAUGUUGUUUUGUCACUAAGUUCUUGAAGAAUUAAUUCUUCUACUUACAGAACAGUUUCAGAUACUUCAGGAUCAUUUUUUAUUGCAUGGAGGGAAAUGCCCUGUGCAUUGACUGUGUAUAAAAAAUAUUACGGAUCUUUCAAGCAAUCCCAGGUUGCCUCCCAGGUGCCAACCUCGCCCUCCUAUAAUGGAUUGGCAACAAUUUCAUCUUAUUCAAAAUAUAUAAACAGCACGACAGCCCUGACUUCUGCCCUCAUACUUACCAGGGGCUGAAAGCUCUAUGCUGAAGCUUCAUCCUACCGUAAAACUUCAGAGCCUCUUUGUAACUUCAUGUCAAGAAGAGUUAAAAAUCUUAACACCUUGGAUCUGUUGAAUAUGGCACUGAUAGAAACUGGUACCAAAGUGAAGAAGAGGAAUUGAGUUUUAAGGCAAUGUAUCAAUUGUUUUUAGAGAAUAAACUUUUUCAAGUCCAGGUACUCAAACAUUUAGAACUGACUUGGCUGUCCAGAGUUUAUGAAACCUGCCUUUCUGCUCUUUGAAAGAUUUCACGUAUUACUUCCUUGCUUGAGCUACGUUUCUGCUGCUUGAAGGAGAUGGUAGGCUUUGACCAGCUCCAGUUUCCUAAAGAAAAACUUUUCUUUGUAUGCACUGCAGAAAAUAGAAUAUAAUUUUGUUGUACAAAUGUCUGGUUUGCCAAGUCCUGUAUGCUUAGCUUGUCAUCAGGAAAGAAGGGAUGAUAAACUGCCUCAAAAGUGAUGUAGCCCAGCCAUGACACAGAUGAUGGUGGCUGUUUGGGUGACAAGCAGGAGAAAAUUCAUUUGGCUCUGAGAGUCAAUGUUUCCUCACUUUACACAGGGGGGAGUUUGAAAGCUUGAAGUGGCUCUCAGCCACCUAUCUUGUUACGCUUCUUGGCAUUAGCAAGGUUCCUCCUGCAGCAGUAUAUUACCAUCUACAUGUUAUAGAAAUGUGCAUUUUUUAAACCACUGAAAGUGAGAAAAGACUAAGGCAAACAUCAACCCCAAGAGGAUAAAGCUGUGACUGGCCUUCAGUGGCACUUUAACAGUAGAAAGCAAAUUUGUUCUAGUGGAUGAGAGAACAGACAACUGGAUCUUUUCCCCCUUUGCCACUGGGCACCUAUGACAUCCAGACACAGCCAAAGCAAUUUAAGCUUUAAUUUCUUCCUACUCAGCAUCAUCAUCCACAGUAUCUGAAGAUUCCUGUUAGCGUAGUAACAGAGGACUGGUUACCUGAUGUUUGCUUUACUAGAAAUCUGAGAAGGGGAGGAUUCAGCGUGCAAGUGGCUUUUUUUGUGAUGGUCUUAAUACUGUGCAGAGCUAGCUAAUUAACAAAUAUUACUUGUUACGCAGUUGUCAGCAACGCACCCUGGAAGUGAAAGCAAAGUUCCUAGCAGGUACUGAUAAUGCUGUGAAUUUCUCCUGCACGGAGAAUCCAUUUAAUUCAACUGUAUCAGUAGCACGGUAUUUUUGUAUGUCAACGUGUAUGACUUACUGACAUGAACUCAUUUAAUUGCAAACAUUUUGAAAUAAAGAGUCUUAUCAGUGUUGCUUAUCUUU
Molecule: messenger RNA, 5865 nt
Organism: Falco peregrinus (peregrine falcon)
Lineage: Eukaryota; Metazoa; Chordata; Aves; Falconiformes; Falconidae
Gene: PISD
Product: phosphatidylserine decarboxylase
Exons: 8
Coding region: 2073-3344 (423 amino acids)
Biological process (GO): phosphatidylethanolamine biosynthetic process
Cellular component (GO): mitochondrion
Molecular function (GO): phosphatidylserine decarboxylase activity
Source: RefSeq, a predicted model, not a curated record